CAACGUCGUCGUUAAUAAUGACAGAUUAUGAUUAUGAUAUAAAGAAGGAUCUUUAUAAUAUUCUUGGAUGUUUACCUAACUCGUCGUCGGAAGAAAUUAAACAAGCAUAUCAUCGCAAGAUAUUAGAGUCUCACCCAGAUAAGAAUGAAAAUUCCCACCAGAAUAUUAAAAUAUUUCAUGAUGUUAAAGCAGCUUGGGAAAUAUUAGGAAAUACAGAUCGUAGAAGGAAGUACGACGCCAAAUUUAAGCAAAUUCAAUUAGAAGCGGAGGGUGAACUUAUUUAUGCUAAUUUACUUCCUAACGAUUUAGAAGAAACUGAAGAUAUCGACACACUUUCUUACCAGUGCCGAUGUGGAAAUAGUUACAUAGUUCAAAAAACUGAUUUAGAACAAACUAAUUGCGUUUUACACAUUCCUUGUCAAGAAUGUACAUUCGUAAUAGCGGUAGAAACAUGAUGGCGAAUUAUGGAGACGGUAAUUAAUUAAUUACAUUAUGUAUUU
Ceratosolen solmsi marchali is the source of this 500-nucleotide messenger RNA. RefSeq names its product dnaJ homolog subfamily C member 24. NCBI's taxonomy places the organism in Eukaryota, Metazoa, Arthropoda, Insecta, Hymenoptera, Agaonidae. The record is from RefSeq and is a predicted model, not a curated record. Gene Ontology annotation, molecular function: ATPase activator activity; ferrous iron binding. Bases 18 to 455 code for a protein of 145 amino acids. Gene Ontology annotation, biological process: positive regulation of ATP-dependent activity. The transcript is spliced from 2 exons.